AUGAUCCAAGUGAACUACAAGGACGGCAGUGAAAAGUACAGCAGUAAAUAUAGAGAAUAUAAUUAUUACAGGAAUUAUAUAAGCGCUAUAAAAGGCAAAUAUAUGGGUUUUGUAAAUAUGCAAAGAGAUAGCCCGAACGGCAGGUAUUUUAAUGACCCUCGAAGGAGCAACAAUUACUACUACUACAACCGGGAGGGGAACCUGCACAGCAGCGCAUACAGAAGUUCGUACAGAAACUCGUACAGAAAUUCGUACAAGAAUUCUUACAAAAAUUCAUACAAAGGUUUGCACAAAAAUUUGUAUGAAAAUUCGUACCAGAAUUCGUACCAAUAUUCGUACCAUAACGGAUACCACGACCCGCACAACCACUUGCACAAUAGCGGCUUCGACAAUGCCUACAGUAACGAAUACAGCAAUGCGUACGGCAACCCCUACGGGGGCGGCUUCAAGCUGCUGAAGGGGAAAAGAAUCAGGAGCUUCAACAGUAGCAGCAACUCCACCCGGAAAGGAAAGCUCAUUAAGAAAUUUAAAAACUACGAUGUGGACGAAAAUAUGAUCAGGGCGUAUAAAAAUGGGAGGAAACGCAGCUAUUCGUCCAUGAGGGAGAUAAGUGACCAUGAGCAGAGACAUCAUAAGGUGUAUCUAGAAUCCAAGUACGACCACGAGGAGUAUCAAAAUAGUUACAUAAAAGGAUUUAACUUAAGCAGAAAAAGAAACUACUAUUCGUAUAGGAAGAAAUUGUACAAUAGUGAUAAGAGAAAUUACGACACCCACUUUGGACAGGGGAACAUCUUCUACAAUAAUGAAUAUUACUUAUUUAACGACGGCUCUAUGUUGAAAAGGAAAAAAAUGUAUUAUGGUAAUAAGAAUAGCUUUAGAACAAAUUCGAGGAGCUAUAAUGGGUAUCCAGACAGAAUGAAUAAUAGAAGGAGAGAUUCCCACCGAAAUGGGAGGUGUAAAGCGACCGCUGCACAUGCAAAGGAGACAGGCAGUUGGGGAGGGGGACCAAGUGCAAACAGCGCAACGAGUGUAGAUACCGAAGUGAGAGGAUGCAAUUAUAAGGACAAGGAUGACAAAUCGAAUAAAUCAUUCAAGUUAAAAAAUAGCCAUACGACACGAGAUGAUGGUACAGGGAAAUCAAACAUGAGGGCCGAAAUUAUGGGAAAUAGGAGGAACCCCGCCGCGUACAUUAAUAAGGAAAAAAGUUCAGAAGAAUCCCACCGUAAGUAUACACGAGGGGUAAGGAAAAGAAAAAAGGCUCCCGAAAGUUAUAGCGGUACAACAAGUGGACGUCCGACUAGGCAAAGGAGCGUGCAACGAAGAAAGCGAAGAAAAGAUAGCCUGAGCAGCAAUGACGAAACGGGUACAAGUGCUUCUUCAGAAAGAGAUAGCAGCUUCUCUUCAUUUGUAAAUAAAAAAAAACACCAUGCCGAUAGGUACAGUAGUGAUUCCUACGAGUGUACCCCUUCCGACGAAUCAACGGAUGAUAUGUCAUCGAGAAAAAAAUACAACCACAAAAGAAACAGAACGAAAAUUUCCGAUAUGGACGAUAAUAGCUAUAGGAAGAAAAAAAAAAAAAAAAAAGAAAAAGAAAACGAUGACUCAGAUGAUGAGAUUGUACAUUUCAGUUGGAAAAAGGGAAUGAUCCUAAAUAACUGUUAUGUGGUGAUACGAAAAAUGGGGGAGGGAACCUUCGGGAGAGUUCUUCUCUGUCAACACAUGGACACAAAAAAGUAUUACGCAGUGAAGGUAGUACGAAAUAUUAGGAAGUAUACUAAAUCUGCAAAAAUAGAAGCAGAUAUUUUGAAGAAAAUUCAAAAUAAUGAUUUUAAAAAUAAUAAUAUUGUAAAAUAUCAUGGAAGGUUCAUGUACUACGAUCACAUGUGUUUAGUUUUCGAACCCCUGGGUCCAUCUCUCUACGAAAUUAUCACCAAGAAUAAUUACAACGGGUUCCAUUUGGAGGAUAUAAAGCUUUACUGCAUUGAAAUGUUGAAGGCAUUAAAUUAUUUGCGCAAAAUAUGCUUAACGCAUACAGACUUGAAGCCAGAAAAUAUUUUGCUAGACGAUCCAUAUUUUGAGAAAACCCUAGUCAGUGUUAGAAGAGCUACAGAUGGAAAGAGGGUUGAGAUUUUUAGAACAAAAUCUACGGGUAUCAAGUUGAUCGAUUUUGGUUGUGCCACUUUUAAGGAUGGAUACCAUGGGUCUAUAAUAAACACAAGACAGUAUCGCGCUCCGGAAGUUAUCCUAAAUUUAGGAUGGGAUGUGUCAAGUGAUAUGUGGAGUUUUGGUUGUGUGUUGGCUGAAUUGUACACAGGGGAUCUUCUAUUUAGAACCCAUGAACAUUUAGAACACUUAGCCCUGAUGGAAGCUAUUAUUCAGCCAAUCCCCAAAAAAAUGAUAUGCAACGCAGUUAGAACAAAUGGGGCCAAAUAUGUAAAUAGGGAUGAACUUAGAUUAGCUUGGCCAGAAAACGCAUCUAGUUUUGAAUCCAUUAAGUAUGUGAAGAAGUCCCUGCCCCUGUACAAACUUAUAAGGAAUGAUUUGUUUUGCGACUUCUUGUAUAGCAUACUGCAGAUCGACCCCGCUUUGAGGUCCACCCCUGCGGAGCUCCUCAAGCAUAGGUUUCUGCAGGAGAGUUAUGACUACUACUAG
This is a messenger RNA of Plasmodium coatneyi, 2652 nucleotides long. Its product is annotated as Serine/threonine kinase-1. Gene Ontology annotation, molecular function: ATP binding; protein kinase activity. The record is from RefSeq and is a predicted model, not a curated record. Gene Ontology annotation, biological process: protein phosphorylation. The coding region runs from base 1 to 2652 and encodes 883 amino acids. The transcript has a single exon. Lineage: Eukaryota; Apicomplexa; Aconoidasida; Haemosporida; Plasmodiidae. Gene Ontology annotation, cellular component: nucleus.